GAUUUCUCAGGAACAGUUAAAUCCCCUUUUUCCUAAAGCAGGUGUGUGGGAACCAACACUCACACGGAGCUGGCAAGGGGUCAGGGGCUUGUGUUUGCAAAACAAGCCCAUCAGGAGCUUCUUGGAGAGCCUGAAGUGUCCUCUCCAAGAAGUAAAACCUUUCUUGGGUUGAGCACUACCUCGGGAAAGAUGAGCCACGUGAGAGAUGCCUGAGGAUUCUUUGCUUACCCGGAGCUGAAAAGGGAAGGAAGGCACAGGAGGGAACACGAUCCAGCUCUAUAAAUACCUUCAAGAAGGCAUGGCAGAAGCCGUGGGCUCAAGCAGGGACUGCCUGCAGGCCGGCGAGUCGUGCACCACCGACCCCGUGUGCAGCGCCAAAUUCCGGACCCUGCGGCAGUGCAUCGCCGGGAACGGGGCCAACAAGCUGGGCCCCGACGCCAAGAGCCAGUGCCGGAGCACGGUGACAGCCCUGCUCUCCAGCCAGCUCUACGGCUGCAAGUGCAAGAGGGGCAUGAAGAAGGAGAAGCACUGCCUGAGUGUCUACUGGAGCAUCCACCACACCCUCAUGGAAGGAAUGAAUGUCCUGGAGAGUUCCCCCUACGAGCCGCUGAGCAGGGGCUUCGAUUACGUCCGCCUGGCCUCCAUCACUGCAGGGUCGGAGAACGAGGUGACGCAGGUGAACCGGUGCCUGGACGCGGCCAAGGCCUGCAACGUGGACGAGCUGUGCCAGCGGCUGCGCACGGAGUACGUGUCCCUGUGCAUCCGGCGCCUGGCCCGCGCCGACUCCUGCAACCGCUCCAAGUGCCACAAGGCCCUGCGCCGCUUCUUCGACCGCGUGCCCCCCGAGUACACCCACGAGCUGCUCUUCUGCCCCUGCGAUGACACGGCCUGCGCCGAGCGCCGCCGCCAGACCAUCGUCCCCGCCUGCUCCUACGAGGCCAAGGACAAGCCCAACUGCCUGGCGCCGCUGGAUUCCUGCCGGGAAAACUACGUCUGCAGGUCCCGCUAUGCAGAGUUCCAGUUCAACUGCCAGCCCUCCCUGCAGGCUGCCAGCGGGUGCCGGAGGGAGAGCUACGCUGCCUGUCUGCUGGCCUACACUGGCAUCAUAGGCAGCCCCAUCACCCCCAACUACAUCGACAACUCCACGUCCAGCAUCGCUCCCUGGUGCACCUGCAACGCCAGCGGGAACCGGCAGGAAGAGUGUGAGACCUUCCUGCACCUCUUCACCAACAACAUCUGUCUCCAAAACGCCAUCCAGGCCUUUGGCAACGGGACGUACCUGAGCUCGGCCGCGGCCCCCUCCAUCCCCCCCACCACACAGAUGUACAAGCAGGAGCGAAACGCCAACAGGGCCGUGGCCACCCUCCGGGAGAACAUCCUGGAGCACCUCCAGCCCACCAAGGUGGCGGGGGAGGAGCGGCUCCUCCGGGGCUCCACCCGUCUGUCCUCAGGGACCUCCAGCCCGAUAGCCCCUUCCCCCUGGGCAGCCUCUCCGCUCUGGAUUUGGCCUCUCCUCACUCCUGCCGUGCUGAGCCUCUCUGGGAUGUGAGGCAGGGCAGGAACGCGCCGGGCACGGACUCGAUUUGGUGUUGGUUUCUUUACAAAACAACCAGAGCAGUGACUUUUUCAGGAGGAGGGAGGGGAUGGGAAGGAGAGGUGCGGUUCGGGCAUCCCUCCCUCCUCCUCCUCCUCAUCCCUCUGCCAGUUUAUUUGAUUUUCUACAAUCGGCAUCGUCGACAACCGGCUCAUCCUUGGUCCUGGCCACCUUCCCACCCCACAGCUUGGUUGUUGACUCUCCAGCUCUCUGUGGAGGGGGUUGGAGCCAUGGACAGUCCCAUUGAAAAAGAGGAAGGAGAGAGUUGAUCCAGGACAUGGGAGCUGCAAAGGAAAUGCUUUUGCCUGCCCCAUCCAGAAGGGGAAAGACUUUGGAUGGAUGGAGGAGCCGUCAGGAGGUUUCCUGAAGCCCUGACUCGUGUUGGGGGGCUCUUGGCAGGACAAGUCAAGCGAUGUGGAGCUCAAACUGUCUCCAGGGAUGCUCAGGACCUGAAGGACAACCCACCUGGUUGCUUCAGACUGAAGAAACCAGAGCAGUGGUGAGAAGGUUGUUGGGUUCAUUCACCGGAGAGGAACCUGAAGCACCGCUGGGGUGGAGCAACUCAGCACGCUCCAAACUGGCUGGCAGGGAUUCUCCACCCUCUGGAAAAGCAGAGUACAACCAGCAUGUGUCUCCCAGCUGCCACCCACCCCUCAGGCCCUCCUUUUUGGGGAAACCUGUGUCAUGUGUUGCUGGUGUUCAGGAAGAAACACGUGUGUUGCGUUUUGUUCCCAGCUGGUUUUUCGUGUCCCGACCCGAGAAUCCCAAUCCUCUGGUCCUGUCAAGUGUUUGGGGUGGGAUGUUUUUUUUUGGUCACAUCCAAACAACCAGAGGCCAGUGUUGUCCCACUCCAAGCUGAGCUUUCUCCAUCAGGUAUCACUGUGUGAGCCCAACACAACCCACUCUCACGCGCUGCCUGUGCAUCCAUCAAUCUCAGUCUUCAGCCAGGGGAUUUCAUCAGUUUUCCUGGGAAGAGACAGGUAGGAGAGGUUAUUAGAUACCACCCUGAGGACAGAAAUAUCCAGGAAAGGCCAUGUCAUGGAUCAUGCUAUGGGUAGGGAACGCAUUGCUGUGGUUUCCUCUCUUUGGAGAACUCUCCUCACUUGUGUCCAGGUGACCAGGGAAAGGGCUUUUCCUCCUGCCAGCUCCUGUUUCUUCAGCCAAGAGGUCACUUGAACAAAGGGAAGGGACCCUUUGGACUGAGCUGCAGCCAGAGCUGGAGGGAGGUGGGGGUAAAUAUCUUUGGGGUGUCUUGGGUGGCUCUGGUGUGACCUGAGCAUCCUCUUCCCUUGAGCUGAGGAGUCCCAGGCCCUUCCUACAUCAAGCCAGGAAAGAGGAUGCAAGGAAGGGUGAGAAGGCUUCCCAGGAUAAAUGCUGAUCCAGGCUGGCUGCCAUGGGAGGCACAGGAAUAGCCCCAGAUUCUCCUGGAAUAUUGAGGCUUGGGAUUUGCAGCAGCCCAUUUCUCCCUUGGGUUGUGCUCCUCCAAGGAGCACCAUUAUUUCCUUAGCAUUUGGAUCCGUGGAAAGGUUUAGCAGCAGCUGACACAGAAGAAUCCAGUGCUUUUUGUUCCCAUUCCCUGCAGAACACCUCCCAUUGUUUCCUGCUGCAGAUUUUCCUGGGAAACUGCAGCAGCUUCCUUGGGCUUUAGUUCGACGUGGAACCUCUCUUGUUUGGAGCUGAACACCUGUGGGUGUGACAGACACGGACAGAAAUCCUCCUGGUGCACCCUGUCCAAAACUCCUGGUGUUCCUAAUCCAGGGCUGUGCAGAGGAACAUGCCAAGAUCCAAGGCCUGUGUCCAGGGUGGGAACAUGCCAAGAUCCAAGGCACGUGUGCAGG
This is a messenger RNA of Corapipo altera (White-ruffed manakin), 3432 nucleotides long. It is a transcript of the gene GFRA4, whose product is annotated as GDNF family receptor alpha 4. Lineage: Eukaryota; Metazoa; Chordata; Aves; Passeriformes; Pipridae. The transcript is spliced from 8 exons. Gene Ontology annotation, biological process: nervous system development. Gene Ontology annotation, cellular component: external side of plasma membrane; signaling receptor complex. The record is from RefSeq and is a predicted model, not a curated record. Gene Ontology annotation, molecular function: glial cell-derived neurotrophic factor receptor activity. The coding region runs from base 299 to 1549 and encodes 416 amino acids.